This is a messenger RNA of Trichoderma atroviride IMI 206040, 798 nucleotides long. RefSeq lists its product as uncharacterized. The record is from RefSeq and is a predicted model, not a curated record. NCBI's taxonomy places the organism in Eukaryota, Fungi, Ascomycota, Sordariomycetes, Hypocreales, Hypocreaceae.
AUGCCCUCUCGCACCACUCCUGAUGUUCCCUCUGCUGCCAAUGUCAAGCUAGCUGCCCGUGCCACUGGCGAAAAGGUUAGCAACGGAAACAUUGCCAGAUUCGACAACUCCAACAUCCAGGACGGUGCAGGCGAUGGUGUUGACAGCUACACGCUGUACCUUGGCAGCGGAAGCACAUCUGCCGGCUGGCCUGACCAGAGCCGUUGGGUUUCUUUCGAGAACAUGUUCAACAACUAUAAGCCUCAGAUGUUCGCUGCCUGUGGUAACCAGGAUGGUCGUAUUCCCAAUACCGAUGGCCCGGAAGUGGGAGCUAUCUGGGACGGUAUUCAAAUGACUUCGGCAGCAACUGGAGUCGAUCACCGUUUUGUGCUCGCCGUUUUGAUGCAGGAAUCACACGGUUGUGUCCGUGUCAACACAACCUCCGGUGGUGUUAGAAACCCAGGUUUGAUGCAGGAUCACAAUGGAGUGGGCAGCUGCAACGACAACCACACCGUGCAGAAGCCUUGCCCGUCUGCCACCAUCUACCAGAUGAUCCGGGAGGGAACCGCUGGUACCUCAUCCGGCGAUGGCUUGGCCAACUGCAUCAACCAGUCUGGCCACGGUGAUGUCUCCGAUUUCUAUCGCGGUGCUCGUAUCUACAACUCUGGAUCCAUCUCUAAGAGUGGUAACCUUCAGAGCAACAUUGCUACUCACUGCUAUGCUUCUGACAUUGCAAACCGACUGACUGGUUGGAUCAAUGCGCCGUCACGCUGUACUUGUGAUAGCAACCCUAGCAGCUGCGGUGUUGUUACUAACUAG